Messenger RNA from Nothobranchius furzeri (turquoise killifish), 1199 nucleotides. Its product is annotated as trace amine-associated receptor 13c-like. Lineage: Eukaryota; Metazoa; Chordata; Actinopteri; Cyprinodontiformes; Nothobranchiidae. Gene Ontology annotation, cellular component: membrane. The record is from RefSeq and is a predicted model, not a curated record. Gene Ontology annotation, molecular function: trace-amine receptor activity. Gene Ontology annotation, biological process: G protein-coupled receptor signaling pathway.
GUUGAUGCUGAUUACAGUAGUCAGUUGUGGAAAAUGAGUGUUGCAAAAUAAAAUAACAAGGGGGAGGAGUUACAAGCUACAAAGAACCCAUUAUAAAACUUAAGAGUGAGCACAAAACAGGCAAGGCAGCACAUUUGAAUCAGUGCAUGAAGAUGGAGAUGCAGGUUGGAACAGAUCUCUACUGUCCACAACCCUCCAACACCUCCUGCAUCAAGCCUGGCUCUCACUGGAGUGAAGUUGUACUCCUACAAAUAAUGCCAUCGUCAAUCUCUCUGCUCACUGCUGCUCUCAACCUCUUUGUUAUCAUUUCAGUCUCCCACUUCAGGCAGCUCCAUACACCAACUAAUAUCCUCCUCCUCUCUCUGGCUGUGUCAGAUUUACUCGUUGGUCUCCUGCUGAUGCCUUUUGAAAUCAUUAGAAACACAACCUGCUGGUUUCUUAGUGAUCUGUUUUGUUCUUUUUAUUUUAAAUUAUCCUUUAUCAUUACAUUUGCUUCAGUAGUAGACAUAGUGCUAAUAUCAGUCGAUCGAUAUUUGGCGGUUUGUGAUCCUCUGCAUUACUCCACCAAAGUCACUGAGAAAACUGUUAAAGUCUGUGUUUGUCUCAGUUGGCUCUACUCUGUUUUCUAUGGCAGCCUUAUUGUAAAAAAUGACUUUACAAAGCCAGGGAGACAGAGUUUGGGUCAAUGUAUAAUGAUAGUUGACUAUGUUUCAGGAACAAUUGAUCUAGUUGUAAGCUUUGUUGUUCCAGUUUUGGUAAUUAUAGUUUUGUAUAUGAGAGUAUUCAUUGUGGCUGUGUCUCAAGCUCGUAUCAUGCAAGCUCACAUUACAGCCGUCACACUCCAGUUUUCAUUGACUCACACAUCAAAAAAAUCUGAAUUGAAAGCAGCCAAGACUCUUGGUGUACUUGUAAUAGUUUUUCUCAUUUGUUUCUGCCCAUAUCAUUGUGUGUCUUUUGCAGGAAAUGGGUCAUUUUCCACCUUUUCUCUUUUUCUACUCUAUUUUAACUCCACUCUUAACCCAGUGAUCUAUGCAUUAUUUUACCCCUGGUUUAGAAAAGCUGUAAAAGUCAUAAUUACAUUUCAAAUACUGCAGCCAGACUCACGUGAGGUCAACAUGUUGUAAAGGUUAAUUCAGAAAUGAGGGAAACAUGCUUUUCCUGGACAUAGAACAAGAUAAUAAUUUGGUAUAUUUAUGUAC